Hypomesus transpacificus is the source of this 4387-nucleotide messenger RNA. RefSeq names its product A disintegrin and metalloproteinase with thrombospondin motifs 8-like. The record is from RefSeq and is a predicted model, not a curated record. Gene Ontology annotation, molecular function: zinc ion binding; metalloendopeptidase activity. Lineage: Eukaryota; Metazoa; Chordata; Actinopteri; Osmeriformes; Osmeridae. The coding region runs from base 406 to 3258 and encodes 950 amino acids. The transcript has 9 exons. Gene Ontology annotation, biological process: proteolysis; extracellular matrix organization.
GAGGCGCGAGUGGGAGGAGAGUUUCCAGCAACGAGGGAUAUCAAAAAUACAUCGCUUAUGUCUGAAGAGUCGCAGUAUAUAUACCUCAGCGGUGCUGCUUUGACCAGCUUCCCUGGUUCUACAGUAAUAGGAUGACAACGCCAACAGUCUGUAUACAGUUGGACUAAAACAAGCUGUGACAUACAGUAAGGGGAACUGGCACUUCAUUAUAGUUAAUAUAACGGUUGAAUCUUUUAUUUUAUUUUUUAUAUUACUUAACUCUAGAAAUAAAACGAUUGAUAACCAUCUGAUCACAAACGAUUCUGAGGCUUCUAUAUUUGGAGAUUAUAGCUGCGCGCACAUGGUCAACCAGUAACGGUAAAUUUAUCCUACACUUUGAGUUUACUUUGAUUACAAGGACAGAAGAUGUGCUCGGUGUGGUGUUUAGUUUACUUGGCUCUGUGCAUUCUCAACACUGCCGACUCAAACUCUUUUGAGUCCGAGGACAUCGUUCCUCUCCAUAUAAACAGGAGAGGCGGUCGGUUCUGGAAGAGGAGUGAGGGGCAACCGAGUUUCAGACUCAGUGCGUUCGGAAGAGAUUUCACCCUAAACUUGGUCCCGGACACCAGCUUUCUAUCGUCUUCGCUUACAAUACAACGCAUUAAAGCAAAAGAUCCAAGCAUUUUAGGCAACUCCGCCGGUGACCAAGGAGGGUACCCAGCGGCCGAAGCACAGGCGGACCUGCACAAGAUGAUCAACCAGACGGAAGAAAGCAAAGAGCACAUGAUGGAUUGUUUCUUCUCUGGGACCGUGGACAACAAACAGAACUCCGUGGUAGCUGUCAGUUUAUGUCACGGCAUUAUCGGGUCGUUCAUAACUGAAGGAAACGAAUACAUGAUAGAACCCAAAGUUAUGGGUUCAGGGAGGCUCGAACGUUCUACUGGACAGAUACACGUUAUCAAGAGGAGGAAGUCACAGAAACCCCCUGGAGGGCUCUUUGAUCGCCUGAACGAGGAAAAUGUUUUAAUACAAGACGUGGAGACUUCAACUCUCAAAGCUGAGGAAGGCGGGCAGAGCGAACCGCGGCAGAAACGUUUCGUGUCAGCACCACGCUUUAUAGAGACGCUCGUGGUGGCUGAUGCGUCCAUGACUCAUUUGUAUGGAGACGAAAUACAGCUCUACAUCCUGACCCUGAUGUCCCUGGCCGCCCAGCUGUACCGCCACCCCAGUCUCAGGAGCCCAGUGACCCUGGUGGUGGUGCAGGUCCUGCUGGUGGAGGACUCCGAGGUGGGCCCCCAGCUCUCCAGUAUCGCCGGCGUGGCCCUUAGGAACUUCUGUUCCUGGCAGCAGCUCUUUAACCCGCCCAGCCAGCGCCACCCACAACAUUAUGAUACAGCUGUGCUGUUCACUAGAGAGGACAUCUGUGGUCAGAGUUGUGACACGCUGGGCAUGGCAGACGUAGGCACCAUGUGUGACCCCAAGAGGAGCUGCUCCAUCAUCGAGGACAAUGGCCUCCAGGCCGCCUACACUGCUGCCCACGAGCUGGGCCACGUACUGAGCAUGCCCCAUGAUGACUUCCCGACCUGUAAGCGUCUGUUUGGAGAUGUGGGAGGAGGUCACAUGAUGGCUCCUCUGUUCGUCCACCUCAACCAGACCUUCCCCUGGUCACCCUGCAGCGCCCUCUACAUCACAGAGUUCUUCGACAACGGACAUGGUGACUGUCUGCUUGACCCCCCGGAGACAGUGCUGCCCCUCCCCAGAGAGAGGCCAGGCGUAGCCUUCAAUCUAGACCGCCAGUGCCAGCAGGCCUUCGGAGAGGAGUACCUCCGCUGCCCUAACACCUCUGCCAGUGAAUUCUGCAGCCAGCUCUGGUGCUGGCAGGAGGGUACCACCCUCUGCACCACCCGGAACUCCAGCUUACCCUGGGCCGACGGCAGCACCUGCGGAGCCAACCGCACGUGCCUGGACGGGGAGUGUGUGUCCUACCUGGAAGCUACACGGCCUCGGGUGGCGUUAGACGGCGGCUGGGCAGCCUGGGGGCCGUGGCAACAGUGUUCUAGAACAUGCGGAGGCGGGGUUGAGUUCUCGUACCGGGAGUGUUCCGAUCCAGUUCCUCAGAAUGGAGGGCAGUACUGCACGGGCCAGAGAGUCCAGUACCAGUCCUGUAACACCCAGCCCUGCCAGCAGAACCAAGGGAAGAGCUUCAGGGAGGAGCAGUGUGAGAAGUACAACCGCCCCGUCCACUUUGACUUCCAUGGUAACGCGAAGCAGUGGAUCCCAAAGUACACUGGCGUGUCUCCGAGGGACCGGUGUAAGCUGGUCUGCCGGGCCCAAGGCAGCAGCGAGUUCAGGGUGUUUGAGGCCAAGGUGGUGGACGGCACCACGUGCGGUCCAGAUACCACGGCGGUGUGUGUCCGGGGCCAGUGUGUGAAGGCAGGCUGCGACCUUGUGAUCAGCUCCAGUAAGAAGAUGGACAAGUGUGGUGUGUGUGGCGGCACCGGUCUGAGCUGCAGGAAGAUCACUGGAUCCCACAGCAGAGCCACGUAUGGCUAUGAUGAUGUGGUCACCAUCCCUGCUGGCGCCACCAACAUCGACAUCAAGCAGCGCAGUCACAGGGGCGUGAAGCACGACGGCAUUUACCUGGCGGUGCAGCGGGAGGACGGCGGCUACGUGCUGAACGGUAACUUCUCUGUGUCCACGGUGGAGCAGGACGUGGUGGUGGCGGGGGCGGUGCUGAAGUACAGCGGCUCCUCCACCACGCUGGAGAGGAUCCAGAGCUUCCAGACGCUUCGCCAGCCUCUCACCAUCCAGCUGCUGGCCACCGGAAUGGAUGCAAACCCUCCCAAGAUCAAAUACACCUUCUUCAUCCCUAGGGACACACCAUUCAUCAAGCCCAAGGACAGGAAAACAUCCCUGCAUAUGAUCCAGCCAUUUGGUAUGCCAGAAUGGGUUCUGGGAGAAUGGUCGGAGUGCUCUAAGAGCUGUGGUUCUGGCUGGUCCAGGAGGAACGUGGAGUGUCGAGACAGUGCUGGGUUCCUGUCCAGUCAGUGUGACAAGGACCUGAAGCCCUCAGACAUCCGGGCAUGUGGUGACCUGCCCUGCCCAAUCUGGCAGAUGGGACCCUGGUCUUCAUGCUCUCGAACUUGCGGAGCCGGGCAACGCCAACGAAGCGUGGUGUGUCUGGACUAUACCGGGAAGAUGGUGACGGAGGAGAGGUGUGACCCUGCGAAGCAGCCAGAGCCAGUCUCUGGAGAGUGUCUGAACCAGGAGUGUCUCUGAGGACUGGAGAGCUAUGGAGUGGUGGAGAGGGAGGUUAGGGACAACACCCAACCCCCACCUCUAACCUGACUGACUGAGCCUUGAGAAGAACAGGGAACAGGGUGCAUCAGUACUGGGACAGGUGCCAUCAUUACAUGUGAAUAGUCAAUGAGCCUCAGUAGAUUUUUUGUUAAUUCAUGACUGUUUGAGAACCACUAUUGUGUUUGAACCAAGUGAGAUCUACCUCAUGUUGUAGAUACUAGUUUUAUGUUUGUAAGUAGGUGAACAUACUGUGUUUGUUGCUUUGUUACAAGCGGUACAUAACAUUUUUUAACUGUAUAAAGAAAAAAAUGAUUGUUUCACUUUAUAAGAGAAAACCUCCUGGCCAGAUUCUCCACAUCUCCUUUUCAUACUCACCCCCUCACAUCAGUUCCCCCUCAUACCACCAGAUCCCAUUGUAGCCCCCGUCCCAGCAUAGACCACAGACUAGAACACAGCCUAGAAUACAGCCUAGAAUACAGGGUAGAACUAGCUGUCAUAGUGGUGUUGUAGGAGUGGGUUCACUUGUACUGCCACGAAGAUAAAAUCAAACAGUUAGGUUACUUAAUGAGAACUGAGACAUGAGUGUUCAUUAACCUGAGUUUACACAGCCUUUGUGUAAGAGCCUAAUUUUGCAUCUAGAUUCUAGAAGAAACCAGGCUGAGAGACAAGGGGACUUUUCCUCAGACGAGCAUUGGCGUCUUCUAGGUUGAUGCAGGUGGUAGGGAUGGAUGAAGACCAUCUGAGAAGCAAGUCACUAUAGAGAUGUUAUAAGUUAUAUCAAACAAAAUACUUUUCAUUGCAUAUCAACCAAUUUUAUUUUGUGUGUGACAUAUUAUUUUGAGCUAAUUUGGUGUUCUGUUGUUUCCAGUUCUCUUUGUGUUUAAGUGUAUUUAUCAUUCCCACAUACAGUAUGUCAUAAACCCAAAGAGACAAAACAUGCUAUCCCUUCAGUGAAGGACCUGUUUAAUUACUUUUACAGCUUCCUUUUCAAGCUAUUUAUUUUUUGUAAAGUUUUCACUACGGACAUAUUUUAACCUUUUAGCGAUGCAAUGCUGCUGUCUUUGAUAUUUAUAGCCUACGACGUCUACAAUAAAACGGUCAAAUUCAA